AUGAACGUGUCAGCGCAUGACUUCUUUCACAGGUGCCCAGAUUACAGACAGACUAAUGACUCUACCAAAGAGAUUGGAACUGCUGAUUUCAGCAAUAUUUUACCUGGAAUUAGGGAGGAAAUAGCCCAAAGUUGCCAAAUAGACGACUCUAAAAAUUUCCGAUCAUUUUUGUAUGACAAUUCUGCAUCGAUCACUGAUAGGGUGUGAGAUACCCUAAAAGAGAUAGAGAGUGGCAAUGAAAGUGUUGUAAACUCUACUUUUUGUGGAGAUUAUGUCAAAGCACAAAAACAGAAAAAGCAUCGUAGGGAGAUUUCUGUCACAGAUGUGAUGCCAAAAGCAGAAUUGAGAAAGGUGCAGAAGCUUCCAUCUAAAUUCUCUGUACCUCAUGAUAAAGUCAUGAGCUUCCUGGAAUUUUGAAAAAGAUUCAGAAAAACAAUGAGAUCGCUGAUUUUUAUCCAAUAUUUCACAGUAGGAGAACUUAUCAAGCUCAAACUAGUUCAUCCUAAUCUGAAUGAAAUUAUCGACUCAAGUGUGAUCAGCUCCUCGAUACAAAUGGGUAACCUCAGUCCUGAAGAUAGAUGAGCCUAUUGGAAAUCUAAGGUUUAUACAAAUGUCGAAGGAAUUUCUAAAAUCCUACCAGCAGGGAUGGUAAAAUUAAUCAAGAAUAGUGAUGAUAUGCUUCUUACAUCAAUCAGAAGCACAUUACUUACAAACCUACCAGAAGUGAUUGAUCACAACGAGGAAGUAAUGAACAAAAUGAUUGCCAGUCUUUUUAUCGAAAAUCAUCUUUAUAGGAUCUAUGAGGAUCAUACAAGUUCAGAUCCUUUUAGCAAUACUAUCACCAUAAAGCCGUCCCAGUAUUGUACAAACAUAGAAAUGAUGGUGUUCACACUUGAAUCACUAAUAAACACCCAUCUUGGUGUCAAAAUAAAAGAUAGCAACAACAUUUUGCGUGAGUGAUUCUCCACCCUCUUAACAAAUCUGAUCCCUAAUAAUGAGUUUUCCAUGAUCAAAAUUCUUGAGUGCUUCAGCUCUGGAGGCUGGAAAAGAAUUUACAGUAUCUUACUGAACUUAAUAUCUCACAUGAUGGAGGAAAAUGGAAGCUUUAGCUUCCAAAAAUUGCUUGAUGAUAUCAGAGAAUUUGCUCAGUACAGAGAUUUACUGAAGAUAUCCUUCCCUGAAGUACAAAACUCAAGUCCUGUAGUUGUCAGUUCGGAAGAAAUAGAAUCCCUGGAGAACCAGUAUAUGCUUGCAUACAUGAUAAAGAAGACUGAGAAGAUUCAUAAGGAAAUAAAAGAGAAAGCAAUUAAGAAGAGAAAGAACAAUAUUUCUAUCAAAAGGUUCUUCAUCAGAAAGCCCAAAGAUAUUGCUGAAGGGAAUAAAUUGAACUUAAAGUUAGCAGAUAAGAGCCAUUUCAGAGACUUAGCUGAAAAAGAGUUGUAUAAAGACCUAUUAAACCUGUAUCAUACUGAGCAUCUCAAGUUAGAGAAGGAUGUAGAAAUUAUUAACUGUAAACUUCUUUCUGUAAAAGGUAACAUUAAGAAGCUAUAAACCCAAAAUCCGAAGCGAAGGAUCAAGAUAUCAUUAGCCAGUUCGAAGCUGCAAGCCAAAAGUUAGACAUCCUUAAGGAGACCAGAGAGGUUCUUAAAGUAGACAUCUUUAAAAAGAAGCAGGAAAGCAAAAUGGCAUCAGCAAGGAGAAAGAUGCGAAGGAAACAAAUCAAAGAUAUCAGAAGGAAGCAAAGGGCUAAUACCAGAUCUAGGAAUAAUGCAGGGCCUUAUUGUGACCAGAACACACAGGCUUAUAAUAUAGACGUUAGGUUAGAGACCAGAAAAGAUCAUGAAGCUAAUGCUUGUAUUACUCAGAAUAAUAGACAAGUCAAGUUUCUAACCCACGAUAUUGAGGAUCUUGAGUCAAGAAUCUGUGCACUUGAGUUCAAAAUUAAUUCGUAUUUAAAGCCAGAUUAUGACAGAGUGAAGACAGACAUGGAGAAUUGUAAAAGCAAAUCAGAGGAACUCAAUGAGUUCAAAAACUCACUUGAGGCCCAAAUCAUCUCACUAAAUGAACAAUUUCGGAUUGAUAUCAUUGGAAAAUUCAGCGAAAUAGGAGCAGUAGAAUCCUUACAAAAGAUUAUUUAUAAUUCAAUCAGCUAAAGUAUAUAAGUCUUA
Molecule: messenger RNA, 2168 nt
Organism: Moneuplotes crassus
Lineage: Eukaryota; Ciliophora; Spirotrichea; Euplotida; Euplotidae
Source: the annotation of a GenBank genome assembly